This is a messenger RNA of Suillus discolor, 889 nucleotides long. RefSeq lists its product as uncharacterized. Bases 276 to 755 code for a protein of 159 amino acids. The record is from RefSeq and is a predicted model, not a curated record. The transcript has 2 exons. NCBI's taxonomy places the organism in Eukaryota, Fungi, Basidiomycota, Agaricomycetes, Boletales, Suillaceae.
CUUUGAAGCACAGGUUAUGGAUAACUUCCGCGUGACAGAUAAAGUACUUCCAACCCUGCACUAAAGGUAACUUCCAUGAUGGAUGAAAAGCAGGGUUGAUUACGGGCCCAGAAUAGAUGCCAGGCUAGAUAGAUACGAAUCCUGGAAGACGCACAUUAGUUCGACAACACGAACGAAAGUAUGUUAUCAUCGCCGAUUUUGUUAGCAUUGUUUUUGGAAUGGGGUAAACAACUUACAGCUGGCCAAAACCAGACGCCCUAAAUAAGCCGCCUCCAAUGCAAAUGACAAUUUUUCUGGGCCGUUCGAUAUUGGAAUGCGCAGAUCCGAGCCAGCGCAGGUGCAUAUCAAUGAGCUUCGUCGGAUAUUGUGCGACGAACUUCACGCGCAGGUCAAUUCUUGUCUUCCAUAACCGAUGCAAAAAGAGGGAGUGGUGCAGAUGCACGCCGCGGGCCUUGAUUCAAGCUUACUGUAACGUUGGCCUCACCGAGAGUCGAUACAUGGAGUCCCCACCUCUUUCGUAUUAUGUUUGCGCGAAUGCAAGACCCCGCCUCUUUUGUAUUAUGUUUGGUGCGCGAACGCAACCCCAUGUAUUAUUGAUUUAUGGUGCCCAGUAUUAUGUGCGUCUUCAGCCUCCUGCCUCAAAACGGUCAGUUCUUCUCUGGACUAUGGGCAUAAACAGCAGUGCUUUUGAUGCCUUUAAUGAACACAGUCGGCGACCAACGUACUUCAGCAAACAAGUCUCCAUGUUCCUGUGACCACAGUGAAGUUGGUCCUGCCAGGUGUUACGGCUACCUAUCCUAUCACUACUCUAUUUCGUUGCCCCCGACUGUCUAUUCGGUUCGUCGAUCAAGCUGUGAUUCACGAUUUGUUACAAAUUGUUGUCUCACAA